AUGAUGGAAACCAUGGAUGGAACAGAGCUGUGUGUUCCACAGCUAAACUCUUCUUGCAAGAAGCCAACACACUCCCACAACACAGUUAUGCUGAUUUAUGUUUUGCUGUCUUCCAUCUCCCUCAUCACAGUGGCUCUCAACAUACUGGUCAUCAUCUCCAUAUCCCAUUUCAGGCAACUUCACACCCCCACCAACCUCCUCCUACUCUCUCUGGCUGUCUCUGACCUCCUCGUGGGCCUCCUGCUGAUGCCGGUUGAGAUCCUCUACAUAGAAGCCUGCUGGUUUCUUGGUGACAUUCUGUGCACUCUCUAUUAUAUUGCAGACUACAUCAUUACAUCUGCUUCUGUUGCGAAUAUGGUUCUUAUUUCACUUGACCGAUAUGUAGCUAUCUGCAACCCUUUGCAUUACCCUACCAAAGUCACUAAGAGCACAGCACAAGUCUGUGUUAGUCUGUGCUGGAUUGGUUCUGUGUUUUACCGCCUUCUACUUUUACAUGAUCACGUGAUAAAACCAGGAGUCUCUAUCUCCUGCUACGGAGAGUGUGUGGUUGUAAUCAGUAACAUUGCAGGGAUAAUUGACAUGAUUUUCACCUUUAUCGUGCCAAUCACUGUAAUCAUAUGCCUGUAUUUCAGGGUAUUUGUUGUUGCUUUGUCCCAGGCUCGAAUGCUACGUUCUCAAAUUACAGCUGUAGCUGCUAGACAUGGCUCUGUAACUGUGAGGAAAAAUGAGAUGAAAGCAGCUAGAACACUAGGUGUUGUUGUGGUUGUGUUUUUGUUUUGUUUCUGUCCGUACUUUUUCCCAACUCUGGAGGGUGGAGACACUUCAGUUGAUGCUUCAUCCAUAGCCUUUGAGAUUUGGUUAGCACAUUUUAACUCCUGUUUGAACCCUGUCAUCUAUGCCUUUUUCUACCCUUGGUUUAGAAAAUCUAUUAAGAUUAUUUUAUCACGUCAGAUACUGAAACCUGGUUCCAGUGACAUGAAAAUACUACACUAAUCAGAGAUUUAAAGUUAAAAAUGCUCUAGUCUCUUGACAGCUUGCCUACUAUUUUUAAAAAUACAUUAACAUUUAUAAUGAACAACCUAAGGAUAAUUUCUUCUUUAAGUGAAGCAUUUACAUAUAUGUACAUAUACAUGUAUGUGA
Messenger RNA from Fundulus heteroclitus (mummichog), 1140 nucleotides. RefSeq names its product trace amine-associated receptor 13c-like. Gene Ontology annotation, molecular function: trace-amine receptor activity. NCBI's taxonomy places the organism in Eukaryota, Metazoa, Chordata, Actinopteri, Cyprinodontiformes, Fundulidae. Gene Ontology annotation, biological process: G protein-coupled receptor signaling pathway. The record is from RefSeq and is a predicted model, not a curated record. The transcript has 2 exons. Bases 1 to 993 code for a protein of 330 amino acids. Gene Ontology annotation, cellular component: membrane.